AUGACUGAUUUAUCUGAAUUAAUGAAAAAACAAUAUUUUCAAGUUAUAUUUGAUGGUAUUUCUUAUUAUGAAGGGAUAUUUUCAAUUCAACAAGCAUUCCAAAACAAAGACAUUUCAAUUAUCUUUGAAACAGAUGAAGGUGUUUUUGGUGUAAAUCAUCAUAUCGAAACAGGAGAAAAAUGGAAUAGAGAUUUUGGUUUGUCUAUUUUCUGUUUAAGGAGUAAAAAAUUACAAACACCUUCACUUUUUCGAUGUUAUAGGUAUUCUUCAAGUAGACUAAUUGGUCAUAGUUAUGAAGUGUUAGGAUUUUGUACAUAUAAUAUUGACACAUCAAUUAUGACAAUUAACAAUAAAUUCCAUGUUCAUUUUAUUGACUUUACAGGAAAAGGACCAUAUGUAUUUGCAUCAGAACUAAACAAAAUCAAAGUCAAUAGUUUCUCUGUAAUUCAAUGGAUUUGA
Molecule: messenger RNA, 459 nt
Organism: Entamoeba dispar SAW760
Lineage: Eukaryota; Evosea; Mastigamoebida; Endamoebidae
Exons: 1
Coding region: 1-459 (152 amino acids)
Source: RefSeq, a predicted model, not a curated record